Messenger RNA from Musa acuminata AAA Group (dessert banana), 1078 nucleotides. RefSeq names its product ras-related protein RABA1f. The transcript is spliced from 2 exons. Bases 188 to 838 code for a protein of 216 amino acids. Gene Ontology annotation, cellular component: endosome. Gene Ontology annotation, biological process: vesicle-mediated transport. NCBI's taxonomy places the organism in Eukaryota, Viridiplantae, Streptophyta, Magnoliopsida, Zingiberales, Musaceae. Gene Ontology annotation, molecular function: GTP binding; GTPase activity. The record is from RefSeq and is a predicted model, not a curated record.
UUGACCUCGACCGGACUCGACGGCAAGAACCCUAGCGACGACGGCGGCGACGACGAGUCGCAGCUCCUCGCCCAAAGAGAAGGAAAAGGGCGGUAGAAGGGUUUGCGGGAUCUGAUUUCCGGCGGAAGGCGCUGGAAGCGGUGGUGGUGCUGCUGCUGCGGCCGGCGACGGUGGUAGUGGUGGCGGGAUGGCGUACAGGGCGGACGAUGAUUACGACUACCUUUUCAAGGUUGUGCUGAUCGGGGACUCCGGCGUCGGAAAAUCGAACCUGCUCUCGCGGUUCACCCGGGACGAGUUCAGCCUCGAGUCCAAGUCCACCAUCGGCGUCGAGUUCGCCACCCGAAGCAUUCGCGUGGAGGACAAGGUUAUCAAGGCCCAGAUUUGGGAUACCGCUGGCCAAGAGAGAUACCGAGCGAUCACAAGUGCAUAUUAUCGGGGAGCAGUUGGUGCGCUAGUUGUCUAUGAUAUCACACGUCAUGUGACAUUUGAGAACAUAGAGAGAUGGUUGAAGGAACUCAGAGAUCACACUGAUUCCAAUAUUGUGAUCAUGCUAGUGGGAAACAAGGCAGAUCUGCGACAUCUUAGGGCUGUUAAUACUGAGGAUGCAAAGGAUUUUUCUGAGAAGGAGAACGCGUUCUUCAUGGAGACAUCUGCUCUGGAAUCAAUGAAUGUGGAAAAUGCCUUUACUGAAGUGCUGACCCAGAUAUAUCGCGUGGUGAGCAGGAAGUCGCUUGAAGCUGGUGAUGAUCCAGCAGAUUUGCCGAAGGGUCAGACGAUCAAUGUCGGCACCAAGGAUGAUGUAUCCGCUGUUAAGAAAGCUGGUUGCUGCUCAUCUUAGGUUUAAGAGGUGAGACAACUGUUAUCCCGACAUACCAAAACAGCAGUUUAUCACACGCUUACUGACUACACGGACAAGUUGUCGAGCAUGACACUAAACGAGAUGGUUCUUGCUGCGAAUUUGUGUUUUUGUUUAAGGUUUUAAAUGUGGUCUAAGAUGUUUAAAAUUUGCAUUGUCCUUAUUGUAGAACUGAAGACCAUUUUGUUUGAUAGAUCAUGUAUUGCUAGUAGGUUUGUUCAA